AUGGCCAUUGGUAGCAUCAAGCCGAAGCAUUGGAAAGGCAUGUCACUUAAGAUGAGUGUACCAAGUCAAGCCGAGUCGCGGAGGCCAAGACCGCUCGCCAUGCAAAUCAAGUGGCAUCCUCCGGAACAACCAUGGAUCAAGAUUAAUACGGAUGGGGCAGUGUCGACGACGGGCAAGGCAGGAGGGGGAGGGGUGAUCCGAGACCACGACGGGAAACUUUUUGCCGCCUUCGCGACCCCUCUCGGCACACAAUCUGCCCUUGAGGCCGAACUCUUGGCCAUCUCCCACGGCCUCGGUCUGGCUAAGGAGCUUAACCGGCCCAUGUGGAUUGAAUCUGACUCCGAGCAAACAAUCAAGCUCUUCAAUGGCACAGGAUGGGGGCCGGCGUAUAUCCGCCGAGUCAUGGCGCGACUUGUCAUCUUUAAACAACAACACAACAUCCGAGCCUCCUUCAUCCAUCGGAAGGGGAACAAAGCGGCUGACUGGCUAGCUAAGUGGAGUCUUGACCAAACAAAUUUCGGCAACAUGUCGGAGCAGACCCCCUAG
Molecule: messenger RNA, 546 nt
Organism: Salvia splendens (bonfire salvia)
Lineage: Eukaryota; Viridiplantae; Streptophyta; Magnoliopsida; Lamiales; Lamiaceae
Exons: 1
Coding region: 1-546 (181 amino acids)
Molecular function (GO): RNA-DNA hybrid ribonuclease activity; nucleic acid binding
Source: RefSeq, a predicted model, not a curated record